This is a messenger RNA of Xiphophorus maculatus (southern platyfish), 2302 nucleotides long. RefSeq names its product follistatin (gene fsta). Gene Ontology annotation, biological process: multicellular organism development; negative regulation of activin receptor signaling pathway; regulation of BMP signaling pathway. Bases 121 to 1107 code for a protein of 328 amino acids. The record is from RefSeq and is a predicted model, not a curated record. Lineage: Eukaryota; Metazoa; Chordata; Actinopteri; Cyprinodontiformes; Poeciliidae. The transcript is spliced from 6 exons. Gene Ontology annotation, molecular function: protein binding; activin binding.
AUAGAUUUAAAAAGAGAGGCUGCAUUCUCAGACUGACACUUAUUCAACACUGCCACCUUAAGCAGAUUACUUUUGCGCUCGCCUGUGUCCAAUACGUGCUUCACUUUGCCUACAUCCAUUAUGUUUGGGAUGCUCCAGCACCACCUUCACCCCGGUGUUCUUUUCUUCUUCUUCUUAUGGCUAUGCCAUCUCAUGGAAGAUCAAAAAGUUCAAGCUGGAAACUGCUGGCUGCAACAGGGGAAGAACGGGAGGUGCCAGGUGCUGUACAUGCCUGGGAUGACCCGAGAGGAGUGCUGUCGGAGCGGGAGACUGGGGACGUCCUGGACCGAGGAGGACGUCCCCAACAGCACGCUCUUUAGGUGGAUGAUCUUCAAUGGCGGAGCUCCUAAUUGCAUACCGUGCAAAGGUGGAGAAAGCUGCGAAAAUGUCGACUGCGGUCCCGGUAAAAGGUGCAAGAUGAACAGGAAAGGUAAGCCGCGCUGCGUCUGCGCUCCAGACUGCUCCAACAUCACCUGGAAAGGUCCGGUGUGCGGCUCAGACGGCAAGACCUACAAAGAUGAAUGCGGACUCCUGAAGGCGAAAUGCAAAGGCCAGCCCGACCUGGACGUGCAGUACCAAGGAAAAUGCAAAAAAACCUGCCUCGGUGUCCUGUGCCCGGGAACCACCACCUGCGUCGUGGACCAGACUAACAACGCAUACUGUGUGACGUGUAAUCGGAUUUGCCCCGAUGUGGCGUCGUCUCAGCACUACCUGUGUGGGAACGACGGGAUCACCUACGCCAGCGCCUGUCACUUGAGAAAGGCCACCUGUCUCUUGGGCAGGUCAAUCGGUGUGGCAUAUGACGGAAAAUGCAUCAAGGCCAAGUCAUGUGAGGACAUCGAGUGCAGCGCAGGGAAGAAGUGUCUGUGGGACGCUCGGAUGAGCCGGGGUCGCUGCUCGCUCUGCAACGAGUCCUGUCCGGAGAGCAGGACGGACGAGUCGGUGUGCGCCAGCGACAACACCACAUAUCCCAGCGAAUGUGCCAUGAAGCAGGCUGCUUGUUCUAUGGGGGUGUUGCUGGAAGUCAAGCACACAGGAUCUUGCAACUCUACAUCACUCCAGCUAUAGGAAGCAGAAAGGACUUGGAAAUGGAAGAACUUGCAUGACUUUUGUCUUUGUCGCUGAUUUUUUUGUUCUUGUGUUCUUGAUUUUUUUUCUCUCGCAUUUUUAAAGUAUUUUUUGGAAAGCAAGUUAAGAGAAAAGUGACUGAACGAUUUAAUCCUAUGUAAGUUGUCGCUAAAAGCCUGGGAGGAAAGAUAAUCUUAUCAAAUAAGCUCAAACACUAGAAGAGACCUAGUUUGCUUGCUGUGGCGCAACCCCAGAGCUGGCCCAAGGCGUAAGGGAACAACUGAGUUGCUGCUGAAGACAUCCAGGCCAGCAGGAGGCUCUCAAGAGAGUCUCAGUUUGCUUUGAUGUUUGAACUUUGGAUCUGGGACUGAAAUAACACCCAAUUUAACUAUGUUCCAGCUACAAGUUUGAAAACCAGUUAAAGUUGCUAAUUGUUGUAAUAACAGGGUAACAAUGGAAGAGCGUAACGCUGCCCAGUUUAAUAUUGUAAAGUGCUGUAACUUUAUUCAAUUUUAACCUUAAUGAUGAUGUCAUUUAAAAGACCAUUACAUGCGCUUUCAAAUGCAUUUGUUUUGACAUAUAAUAUAUUGCAUAAAUAUACCUCAUAUUUGAGGUGACAUGUCGGUCAGUGGGUAAUGGUCUUAGCUGUAAGUGGGCUCCCAACUCACAUUCUGCAUUGGGCUCCUAAAACCUUUGGCCAGCUCUGGAAUAUCCUGAAACUUAAACCUAGUUAGAGUCGUAGUCAUACUAGUCGCCUGCAGAAGCAGGAAGCCUUAAAUUUCAUGCAGUAUCUCAUCUUAGAGAUCACAUUACUACAGCUUGUAAAUUCCAUGCUCGCACUGCUUGAUUCUUAGAAACCUUUUUUCUUUAUGAUGUUUUUCUUUUUAUUGCUUUUGACUGUAAUCAAUCAAACGCCCUAGAAAUAUUAGCUCACAACAAGCAAAAGGUGAUUGUAACAUUGGUGUUGCAUAAAAAAGAACCUUAAAGAAGAUCAUUUGGACACUCAGAAACCUGAAAUAUCUAACGUACAUUCCAGUUUCCGAAUAUUUGGGAAUGUUCUUUUUUUCUUCUUAGUUUCUUUCACCUGAAAAAAUCACUUAAGUCGUAUUUAAAGUAUGUAUUGGACUGGUGACCAACUUUAUGAUCACCUUGUGAGCUAAUUACAAAUGUGAUUUAUUACUGUAAACAGGAGAAG